Molecule: messenger RNA, 1740 nt
Organism: Alternaria alternata
Lineage: Eukaryota; Fungi; Ascomycota; Dothideomycetes; Pleosporales; Pleosporaceae
Exons: 3
Coding region: 218-1510 (430 amino acids)
Source: RefSeq, a predicted model, not a curated record
GAUCAUACGCUGAGCUCGAAUACGCAAGUCGCAUAGAAGCAGCAGCCUUCUCAACACAAUCUUGUAUUAUGUGCCAUGAAUGUACAUGUGCUGCAAUCGUGUCCGUUGCAUCGAUACCCAGACGUCGGGUAAGACACGUGUAGGCGCGGCACCGAUCACCUCGUUGCUGCUUGGGCCGCUCAGCCUACCGACAACAAUACAGUAUUGACUCGCGAAGAUGGCCAUACUCAAUAUUGGGAAGAGAGGGAUUGCUUCUGGCAAAAGCCCCAUUCCACCGGAUCUGACAAAGGCGCUGCUCGCCGCCUUGGUGCCCGAUCCAAAUGACCAGCCUGAUGUCCUGGAGAGCGACAUUGUGUUCAUUGCACGAUUCAUGGUGCGAGAGUUGCAGCAAUCGAGGGCAAUUUUGACCAGCAUCCUUAGUAGUACCUACAAAUCCCACUGUCUACCUGACGAGCGGAUACUAUGGUUUAUGACAGCUAUCGCAGGACCAUUGACCGAAAGUGCAAAUAUUAGUAUCGACCGCAUUGUUACGGCACUCAUCACUGCUAAAGUACUUGCGGAUGACUGCAAGGAGGGUGAUCGGCGCCUACUCGCUAUACGCUCAAUCUUCUGCCUCCUCGGCUGCCUCACGUUUCUAUACCGGCCAGAGCCUGUGGACAAGAGUACUGCAUUGGAUAUCCAAAUGCAAGACUGCUCCUCCUUCACCACACGCUCUCAACAGAUGCAAGGCAGCUCAAGGCCGUUUUUCGAAGUUGUGAACGUGUUCAACGCUCUUGGUGAUCUCCGAACUAAACAAGUAUCUUCUGAUACAUCGUACGCGGAGUCGAGGCACGCGACUCGUCAGGCAUUGCUGCAUCCAUCACACUUCAACGCCGCGGUUCUCACCAAGUUUGGCAAAGUCACAAUAGUUUGGGUCGAUAGCAUUGGAGCUCAUCUUGACUUUGACGCUGGGACGAAAAAGCUGUCCUUGUUUCGAUUGCCGUCUUUCAUCCGAGUACAGUCAUCUGACGGGGCUCUCCUUCCGUUAUGCUACUCACAAUACGAAAAGGCUCGAGACGACCGUUCGACAUGCGACAUAGCCGGUUUGGCACGUGAGGUGUUGGACACGUAUAGUCUGCUCUUCGGUAACGACAGACGAUCGAAAGCCGUUUAUCGCAAGUUGAUGUUGAAAGCUUCGAGCGAUGGAAUGGUCGAUCCGCUGUUGGACGAUUUAUGCGGGCUCACUCCAUGGCACUGGGCGUCGAUCAAUCUCUCGCCGCCGCGACCUUCGAUAGACGCAGAUCUGCUAUUCCCCAUUCUUUCGGCGCGUAUGAUGAAAUUGCAGGUGUAUAUAGAAAGUCAGGGCGCCAGAGGGUUGAGGGCUCUCUAUAGAGACCAAAGAGACUCUUACCAAUGGUGGACCUUCUGGGCAGUCAUAUGGCUUGGAGGUCUGAACCUGCUCUUUGCCUUUACGCAAAACGUCCUUGGAUCGUUGCAAGUGGCAUAUGCCAUAAAGGCACUGAACAAAUGAGCGUACCAUACGCCUGUACACACAGCGCUUGCACCUUGUACUUGUUGCUCACGACAGACCAAUGUAAUGUCGCGCAGACUUUGCAACCACUAUUAUUCCAAGAAACCACGCACGAGUGCUAACGUAAAUUGCAUAAGACAGUCACCAUUCUAGUUGUCUUGCGUCACUAAACACUUUUUAACAGUACAUGGUCUACGUAUAUAGCAUAGGUUAAACGAUAUUGAACCUGG